GACACUCGCUCCUCCGAUCCACCAUCGACCGCUCCCUGCGACGUCGUUGACAAUGUCCAGCCCACCCACGACCACCGCUGCAGGCCCUCUUCAUGCUCCAAAACCUGAACGGGCCUCUCCUCUGGCUGCAGGUGGACGUCCUCCAUCUCUCAACCAGCUUGCAGCGAGGAUGUCACUGAACAACGCCAACGCUGGAACAUCAUCCAGCAGCACUGCGUCCCGCCCCAGGCUUCCCGUCUCGGUCUUGCGCACGGGCAGCGCAGCCAGCACCCUGUCCGCCUCGACCAACGAUUCCAUGGCAGUGAAUGCACCGACGACCCGCUCUGUAUCUCCUGCUGCGACUGCCACGCCGCCCCAGUCCACCACUCCCUCCAUCCCUGAGGACGGCCCUCUUCCCCAGUCCUCGCUGUCCUCCUCCGUCACCUCGGGCGCAGCCGCCGAUGGUGCCGCCGCCGCUGUCGCAAGCAACGGCGAGCCCGAUCCGCUGACGAGCGACCGGCUCGAGCUGCACGACGCGGAGAACCCGCCCGCGCCACCCGAGAAGAAGGUCAAGGGGUACAAGAACAUUCCCAGCUUGGAUGCGAUCACGGCGAGGCUGGCGAAGACGCGCUCGCUGUCGAUCGACGGGAGCGCCCGCCCGCCCGAGGCGGCGAUGAUCGAGGAUCCGAAGACGCCCGGUGUGCCUGUGCGUGCGCCGGAGCAUCCGUUGCAGUUUGACUGGGUGAUCUAUCACGACACCAAGACUAAAGUGCCAUUCACGCCCGCGCCCGCUCCUGCCCCCGUUGUUGGCGAUGGCACCGCCUCCGGCCCAGCCUCAGCCUACCCGCAGCCCGUCGAGCGCGCAGACUAUGAAGCUGGUCUUACGGUUAUCGGCGAAUUCGACAGCGUCGAAGGCUACUGCCGCUACUUCAACUGGCUCAAGCCGCCCUCGGCGCUUGAUAAGAACAGCAACUACCAUCUGUUCAAGCAGGGGAUCAAGCCGAUGUGGGAGGACCCGUCAAACGCGUCGGGCGGCAAGUGGGUGCUGACUAUGAAGAACAAUAGCGCGCUGCUGGACCGCUGCUGGGCGUGGCUGACGAUGGCGCUGGUCGGGCAGGAGCUCGAGGAGGGGGACGAUAUUUGCGGGGCGGUGGUCAGUUUGAGGAGUAAGGUGGAUAGGAUACAGGUGUGGACGCGGAGCAAGGAGGAUGUGGAGAGGUUGAAUGGGAUCGGGAAGAAGCUCGUGAAGCUGUUGGAUGUUAGUGAGGCGGAUGGGAUUGGGCUGGAGUUCCAGUACAACACCGACGACCGUCCCCUCCCGAACAAGUUCCUGGCCAUUCAGGCCAUGCCCAACUCGACCUUCCGCCCGACUUUUAGCCAUCGGCAGUCGACCGGACCUGGUACGCCGACGACCCCUGGUGUACCCUUGGGGCUGCCCCCAGUCCAGGACAUGGGAAGUACACCUAUGGGUGCAGGACCGGGUGCGGGCGUGAGUAUGGCUCCAGGCGCAGGUGUGCCAGCGCCUGGUGGUGCCUUUGGGAGCUUUGGCGUUGGGAAUAUUGGUGGGUGGAGGGGGCGGAAGACGUGAGCGUGAAGAGGUUGGGUCGCCGUUUGAGGUGUUGGAAGGCUCUCGCCGUGUUUUCUAUUCGUGUGGUCGAGGUGUCGAGGUCAAAGCCCUGGUGCUGCGAAAAACAUGUAGCUGUCUAUCAUCGUUCAUUGACCUUACUACCAUCAUCAUUGACUUCUUUUCACUGUUAAACUCGCCACUUCGCGAUCCUUCGUAAUGUAUAUAUCUUUCCGAUUCCGCAUAUCCAGUCCGUGAACGUGUAGCAGCUGUAGCACUAGUAAACUUUUACUGUAACUUGAAUGAAUCGGCCAAGCGACUGGAGGCCAAUGGCGAGGGUCGUGGCUUAUUAUUCG
This is a messenger RNA of Coniophora puteana RWD-64-598 SS2, 1899 nucleotides long. RefSeq names its product translation initiation factor eIF4e. The record is from RefSeq and is a predicted model, not a curated record. Gene Ontology annotation, molecular function: translation initiation factor activity; RNA 7-methylguanosine cap binding. Gene Ontology annotation, biological process: translational initiation. NCBI's taxonomy places the organism in Eukaryota, Fungi, Basidiomycota, Agaricomycetes, Boletales, Coniophoraceae. The coding region runs from base 53 to 1567 and encodes 504 amino acids. The transcript is spliced from 4 exons. Gene Ontology annotation, cellular component: eukaryotic translation initiation factor 4F complex.